CCAUCUAAAGUCACUCAUCGGAGCGGCACUACAGUCUGAAUCUUGAAGAAGAAUGGAGGAACUUGCUGUCAAACUCGGGGCGGAUGGCAUUCAUAAAAAAGUAAUAUCUCCCGGAAAAGGAGAGCUUUCAUCGUUCCCUGAUGGAACAAAGGUCAAGUUUCAUUACCGCACUUGCCUUUGUGAUGGCACAGUGCUGGAUGACUCCAGGACCAUGGGAGGUCGCAGCAAACCAAUGGAGCUGAUACUGGGGAAGAAGUUCAAACUUCCUGUGUGGGAAGAAGUGGUAACAACUAUGAGAGAGGGUGAAGUGGCUGAAUUCACCUGUGAUGUCAAGCAUACAGCUCUGUAUCCUAUGGUUUCUCUGUCACUACGCAACAUCAGCCAAGGAAAAGAUCCACUGGAAGGACAGAGACAUUGCUGUGGAAUAGCCCAGGUGCACUCGCAUCAUUCAUUAGGUUACCCAGAUCUGGAUAAGUUGCAGGCCAGUCCUCAGCCUUUAGUUUUUACUCUGGAAAUGCUACAGGUGUUGCCUCCUGGCUCAUUCCAAAUGGAGAUAUGGGCAAUGACAGAUGAUGAGAAGCUGGAAGCCAUACCACACAUCCAUGAGGAGGGAAAUUCGCUCUUCAAGAGUGGAGAUAUUUCAGGAGCUUCUGAGAAGUACUACAGUGCCAUAGCCUGUCUGAAGAGCUUGCAGAUGAAGGAGCGGCCGGGUGAUGAGACAUGGAUCAAACUUGACAACAUGAUCACUCCUCUCCUCCUCAAUUACUGCCAGUGCAAGCACCUCCUGGGCCAGUACUAUGAGGUUUUGGACCACUGCUCUUCUAUCAUCAACAAAUAUGAUCAUGUAAAGGCAUAUUUUAAACGGGGAAAGGCUCAUGCAGCAGUAUGGAAUGAGGCUGAAGCAAGAGCUGACUUUGCCAAAGUGGUUGUAUUAGACCCAUCACUGGAAACCUCAGUUGCAAAGGAGUUGAAAGUAAUGGAGGACCGCAUCCGGGAAAAACAGAAAGAAGAGAAGGGACGCUACAAGAAUCUCUUUAGCCACAGUGGCAAAGCUUCUGCAGCUACCACGGGCUGAAACAAAGAUGAACUUUGUAUUUCCAUUAUAAGGAGAUACACCAUUGUGAAGCCAUUGCUAUGUUGGCGCACAUGCGCACUGAUAAAUAUAUGUCCAUCAGAAGUCCAUGUAACCCAUCUCAUACACCAUUUGCUUACUCCAAACAUCACCACCUUAUUGUUUAUCAUCUCCUUGUGUCCUUUUGGUAAACCGAUAUGUGAAGUGAGGAGAGCAUCCAGUGUCUCUAUUACAUAAGUUUGAAUGGCCUGCCAUCAAUUUCUCCUUUGAGUUAAAGAAAUAAACGCAGAGAAAACAACAGUGCAAUUCAAAAUUGGCAAAGGGAACUACAGCUCCUAUAAACCAGGACUGGUUAAAUACAGCUCAAUGCCUAGACUUAUCAUGCAUAUACAAUCUUUAGACCUAGCUGAUGGAAAUCCUCACAGAAUGCUGUGCAGUAAGAUCAGUUUGAUGUAAACAAACUGGAAAGACAAUCUGAAGAUAACAGAAUGCCAGACUGAUUAAGUUGCAUUUCUACCACUAUAUCCCCCAUUUAUGUUUUUAUUUUUAUCAUGUUUCUAAAUUGCAUUCAAUAUAUGAUAAUUUUUCUUUCAAGAUAAAAAGAAAAUAAAAAUUAAAUGUCAGGCAUUGGUAGGCCUAUGAAAUAUGAAAGUUAAAGACAAUAUUGUAACACUGUGAUAGCAUUAGUUAAAGAAUCCACUUUCUCAUCAUUGAAGCAGUAAACAUUCUAUCUUUCCCUUUUUUUUUGUUAUUUAAUUAAUCACAGUUAUGCCUGUAUAUGUAUGUCACUACAAAUAAAUGUAUCUUUUCUUAAUGCCUUUUAAAUACACGUUAGUUUAAAUUGCAGCUUUUCCGCAUUUGUGACUGAAGCCAAAUAAAAUUAUUUGAAAAAUC
This is a messenger RNA of Xyrauchen texanus (razorback sucker), 1966 nucleotides long. Its product is annotated as AH receptor-interacting protein-like. The transcript has 7 exons. Gene Ontology annotation, molecular function: peptidyl-prolyl cis-trans isomerase activity; protein binding. The record is from RefSeq and is a predicted model, not a curated record. The coding region runs from base 53 to 1075 and encodes 340 amino acids. NCBI's taxonomy places the organism in Eukaryota, Metazoa, Chordata, Actinopteri, Cypriniformes, Catostomidae.